AAUUGAAUUUUAGUAUUCCAGCACGCAGGUAAGUCAGGUUAAAAUUCUGAAAUAUUUUUUAAUUGAAAAUUACAAGUGUUAAUUAUUUUGAUGUGUCGAAUAAGAAUUUUUAGGCCUAUUGGAAUUACAGAAAUUAAUCAAAAUGGACUAUGAAAAUAUUCUUACUCCAGAAAUGAGAUUGAAACAAAUUUCUGAUGUUGGGAAUACAGUUGAAUUGAAUUCUAGUAUUCCAGCACGCAGGUAUUUCAAGUCUGGACUUGAAAUGGUACGCAUGGCAAACGUCUAUUACGACGAAGGAAACCUUGAAAAUGCCUUUGGUCUAUAUAUGAAAUUUAUGACGUUGAUGAUAACUACCAAGCAAGAAAGGAGAGCACAAGAAGAGCGGCUACGCUUGGAGAGAGAGGCGGCUGAAGCGGCGGCAAGAAAAGCGGCAACGACGUCACAGCGAUUGAUGACAUCAGAAGUGAAACGCAGCCUGCCCGCCGACGGAUGGAGUCUGGCCAAGAGUGUCACUCCUGUUCCCCCCCUCCCCGCCGAUCUGCUCCUCUAUCCGUCUGAUGACGUCACCCCUACUCCUUUUCCUACUCCUGUUUCUGUCCCCAUACCGACGAGUGGAGCAGCCAAAGACAGCCGACCCGACAUUGAUCGCAGCAAAAAGCCGUCGCUGCUGAGUGCGGUUCACACGUCGCGCCACGCGCUGCGAACGGUUGUCGUGCCGUCCACUCUCAUGCACAAGUUCCUCUCCAUCGCAUCCUCCAACACCAACAACAACAUUGAAACCUGUGGCAUUCUGGGCGGAGUGCUGGAGUACAACAAGCUAGUCGUAACACAUCUAUUAGUGCCUCUGCAAACAGGAAAGUCGGACGCUUGCAUCACUCAGAAAGAAGAGCAGAUAUUCGAUUAUCAAGAUCAGAACGAGUUGGUUACCUUCGGUUGGAUUCAUACACAUCCAACGCAAACGGCAUUCUUAUCGAGUGUUGACCUUCACACGCACUGCUCCUACCAGCUGCUCAUGCCUGAGGCCAUUGCAGUUGUGUGUGCGCCUAAAUAUAAAGAUAAUCAAUGUUUUUGCCUUACACCCUCCUACGGAGUGGAUUACAUUGCCGGCUGUCGGCAGUCAGGCUUUCAUCCGCACCCUUCAGAACCUCCACUUUACAUGGUCGCAGAACAUGUGAAGUUUGUAGAGGGAGCACCUUUGGAAGUGGUUGACUUCAGAAAGCGGUGAAAUUCUGACAUCGUAUGAUAGCCGAUCCUAAGUAAUGAUCACACAUUAGGAGUCGAUUGUCCAGUUGACUAACCCAUCAACUACUUGUCAACUAGAAUGCAAGUGGAUUGUCCAGUUGACUAGCAUAUCAACACAUUUCAACUAGACCCCACUUACAUUGUAUGAAGCUCGUAUUCACAUUAUGCUAGAGCAUUGUCUAGUUGACAAAUCUCAACUAGUUGAUUAACCCAUCAACUAUUUGUCAACUAGAAUGCAAGUGGAUUGUCCAGUUGACUAGCAUAUCAACACAUUUCAACUAGACCCCACUUACAUUGUAUGAAGCUCGUAUGCUAGAGCAUUGUCUAGUUGACAAAUCUCAACUAGUUGACUAACCCAUCAACUAUUUGUCAACUAGAAUGCAAGUGGAUUGUCCAGUUGACUAGCAUAUCAACACAUUUCAACUAGACCCCACUUACAUUGUGUGAAGCUCGUAUGCUUGUGCAUUGUCCAGUUGUCUGCUACUCUAUCGACUAGCAUUGUGUGAGCGCUGCUUAAGAUGAACAUUUAACAAGCAUUCCAAAAUGACUAAAACACAGCAAUUAAAACAGCACUACGUGUUUGAUAUAAUCUGCACAUAAGAAAAAAACGCUUUUUGCCUUAUUCUUGAUUGUUAUAAGACUAAAGAAGUACAUAAAAUGUGGCAAAUUAAAGCCGAAUUUACUAAUGUAAAUUAAUGUUUUUAAUAAUCAAUGCAAAUAAUUUGUAAUUCAGAUUUAAUUAUUAUUUGUAAAAACCAAUAUUAUUUAUUAAACUUGUAUGAUAUUAUAAAUAUUUGAGAAAUUGA
Molecule: messenger RNA, 2048 nt
Organism: Nilaparvata lugens (brown planthopper)
Lineage: Eukaryota; Metazoa; Arthropoda; Insecta; Hemiptera; Delphacidae
Product: AMSH-like protease
Exons: 9
Coding region: 143-1225 (360 amino acids)
Biological process (GO): protein K63-linked deubiquitination
Cellular component (GO): endosome; membrane
Molecular function (GO): metal-dependent deubiquitinase activity; protein binding; K63-linked deubiquitinase activity
Source: RefSeq, a predicted model, not a curated record